Molecule: messenger RNA, 1851 nt
Organism: Paracoccidioides brasiliensis Pb18
Exons: 6
Coding region: 1-1851 (616 amino acids)
Biological process (GO): carbon catabolite repression of transcription
Cellular component (GO): cell division site; cell tip; nucleus
Molecular function (GO): protein binding
Source: RefSeq, a predicted model, not a curated record
AUGCCUAUGGCAUACGCAACCGGCACCUCAAACGGCAUGCCUGUACCGAUUGUCGAAACGAGUAACAUCUUGAAACAUCCCGAAGGGGGCUGCUCCCUUCAGGUCGGUGAAGGGACAUACGUUCUCAGAGACAAUCUACUUCUUGCAACCCCCCCUUCACACCCUUCCGAGGCUCCAAUUGUCAACCCAAACCCUCUAGCUACCACCCCCAAUCCGCCGACAUCUGGCGUUAAAUUAUCACUGGUGAUCGUCCAGCCACGCAGAACCCCCCCUCAACUUUACAAAUUGAAAUCAUCUUUGAGUGGGAGGCCGGAUCUUCAGAGUAUCCGAGAAAAUGAGCGUGAGAGCCGUCGGACAUCGGAUGAUUCCGAGGACUGUGUAUCAGUUCCUGCUUUUGGAGAAGGCAACCUAGCGCUUGCGCCGCUUCCCGGUAAGGAUGGGUCUGGUUUAAAACGUCGGAAACCGAAAAACAAUAUCCUCAAGAGUAGUUCCUCUUUUGUUUCUCGGGUCAUUACCCACGAUACAUACGCGAAGCGGCUGGCAGAGAGAAGCCCAGACGGGGUAUAUGCCUUUGCCAAUAUAAGCCGUGCCUUCCAGUGGUUGGAUCUAAGCUCAAAAAUUAAACAAGAACCUCUUGCAAAGAUACUUUUCACAAAGGCACAUAUGCUUUGCCAUGACGUGAAUGAGCUGACCAAAAGCACAGCUCAUCUGGAUGUGAUUAUGGGUUCGUCGGCCGGGGAUAUUUUAUGGUAUGAGCCAAUGCAGCAAAAGUACGCUCGCAUUAAUAAAAAUGGAGCCAUCAAUGGUUCACCAGUAAGCCAUAUUCGGUGGAUUCCUGGCUCAGAGCAACUAUUCCUGGCCGCUCAUGCGGAUGGCACCCUUGUUGUUUACGACAAAGAUAAGGAGGAUGCCCCGUUCAUUCCAGAGCCUGUAGAGAUAAACACUCCUCGAGUUGACAACGAGAAAAUGGACCAUAAUCCAAGUCCGUCAUUGAAAAUUUUAAAAUCCGUCAAUUCGAAAAAUCAAAAGAGUAACCCAGUCGCUUGCUGGAAACUUUCGAACCAGUGGAUAAAUAGCUUUGCAUUCUCCCCGGACUGCCGACAUCUAGCUGUUGUUCUGGAGGAUGGGAGUCUUCGUAUCAUGGAUUAUUUAAAGGAACAGGUCAUUGAUACUUUUAUGAGUUACUAUGGAGGAAUGAUUUGCGUUUGCUGGUCUCCGGAUGGGAAGUAUAUUGUGACUGGUGGCCAGGAUGACCUUGUCUCAAUCUGGUCACUCUCCGAGCGGAAAAUCGUUGCGCGCUGCCAGGGUCAUCAUUCGUGGGUUUCCCAUGUGGCAUUCGAUCCUUGGCGAUGUGAUGAGCGGAAUUAUCGGUUCGGUAGCGUCGGAGAUGACUGUCGACUGCUUCUCUGGGAUUUCAGUGUUGCAAUGCUCCAUCGACCGAAGGCGCUCCAAGCCACAGCCCGACAGCGGACCAGCAUCAUAGCUCCUUCUGGUCGACAGCGGACUGAAACUUUUUCAUCUAGCAGGGUCCGUUCUGACUCGAACCGCACAGAUAACAAAAACAUGGAGGAGACGGACGACGUGGCCAUCUUUCAUCCUGUUGAGCCCAGGGCAAGGACGGCACAGCUGCCGCCAAUAAUGUCAAAAGCAGUUGGCGAAGACCCCAUCUGCUGGCUUGGGUUUCUAGAGGAUUGUAUCAUCACUUCUUCGCUCGAGGGCAACAUUCGAACGUGGGAUCGACCGCGAGAAGGUGUGAAUGAAGGCGUUCCGCAAACUGUAUUUUCUGGCUCUGGAUCACUGACCGGCGCGGGUGACACAGCCCGUGCUACAUCGUAUGAUUCCCAGAGAUAA